This is a messenger RNA of Poecilia latipinna (sailfin molly), 5773 nucleotides long. Its product is annotated as MTSS1-like protein. NCBI's taxonomy places the organism in Eukaryota, Metazoa, Chordata, Actinopteri, Cyprinodontiformes, Poeciliidae. Gene Ontology annotation, molecular function: phospholipid binding; actin binding. Gene Ontology annotation, cellular component: actin cytoskeleton; cytoplasmic side of plasma membrane. Gene Ontology annotation, biological process: plasma membrane organization; cell projection assembly. The record is from RefSeq and is a predicted model, not a curated record. The transcript is spliced from 15 exons. The coding region runs from base 1 to 2526 and encodes 841 amino acids.
AUGUUUGUCAGUAAUAACUCAUCUGACUAUUUGUGUUGCCAGUGCUCCUAUCCUGUGUGGGAGGACUUCAGCGCCAAGGCCACCAAGCUGCAUUCCCAGCUCCGAACCACUGUUCUGGCUGCUGUGGCCUUCCUGGAUGCCUUUCAGAAAGUGGCAGACAUGGCUACCAACACUAGAGGGGCGACCAGAGACAUCGGUUCAGCUCUUACCAGGAUGUGCAUGAGACAUCGCAGCAUUGAAGCCAAACUUCGCCAGUUCACGAAUGCUCUGAUGGAGAGUCUGAUCACUCCUCUCCAGGAUAAGAUUGAAGACUGGAAGAAGACUGCCAACCAGCUGGAUAAGGACCACGCCAAAGAGUACAAAAGGUCACGUCACGAGAUCAAGAAGAAGUCAUCUGACACCAUCAAGCUGCAGAAGAAGGCUCGUAAAGAGAUGCAGGGGCGAGGCGACCUGCAGCCGCAGCUGGACAGCGCCAUGCAGGAUGUGACCGACAUGUGUCUGCUGAUGGAGGAGACAGAGAAGCAGGCGGUGCGCCGCGCCCUGGUGGAGGAGAGGGGGCGCUUCUGCACCUUCAUCGGCUUCCUUCAGCCUGUGGUGAACGGAGAGAUCGCCAUGCUGGGAGAGAUCACCCACCUCCAGGCAAUCAUCGACGACCUCACCGUGCUGACCACUGACCCCCACAAGCUCCCCCCUGCCAGUGAACAGGUGAUCAAGGAUCUGAAGGGCUCCGAUUAUAGCUGGUCCUACCAGACCCCCCCAUCGUCCCCGAGCAGCUCUGGCUCACGCAAGAGCAGCAUGUGCAGCAGCGUCAACAGCGCCCACAGCAGCGCCUCCCGUUCGUCGGGGGGAGGUGCAGGUGUGGGUAGUGGUGGAGGAGGUUCCCAGCCACACUCACCCUCCUCCUCCUCCUCCUCCUAUCGCCACCGCAGCAGCAUGCCUCAACAGCCUCCACCACCAGGGGGCAUUGCAGCCCACCGCCUCAGCAGUGUUUCCUCCCACGAUUCGGGCUUCGUGUCCCAAGAUGCAAACAUCUAUUCCAAGCCUCCCUCACCAAUGCCCUCUGACAUCACCAGUCAGAAAUCCUCCAGCUCUGCAUCAUCAGAGGCUUCAGAAACAUGCCAGUCAGUCAGUGAAUGCAGCUCCCCCACCACUUUUGGCUCGUCCUUCGUUACCUUCCGCCCCGCUCUCUCUCACUCUGGCUCCACCAGGCCUCUCUCUGUCAUUCUUCCCGUUCCUGCGUCCCCACCCUAUAUCCGCCCCUCUGGAUCCAGCUCCUCCUCUCCCACAUCAAAGGUUCCCAUGUGGAAGGACUGGUCCAAAGCAGGUCAGUACGAGCAGCCCGCGGCCGCCGCUCCGGUCCAGAGGAGAAAGGAGCCAGUGGAUAGGCUGAGAGAGAGCGAGGGCUCGCCGGGUUCCCAUGGAUACGCCGCAGCGUCACACCCAGAAGAGGGCCAGAGGCCGCGGAUGACACCUGCUGGCAUCGCUGCCAAGCACGGCGAGGAGGUUUCCCCGGCAGCCAGUGACCUGGCCAUGGUGCUGACCCGGGGCCUGAGCGUGGAGCAGCAGAAGAGCAGCCGGGACUCCCUGCAGUACUCCAGCGGCUACAGCACGGAGACCACAACCCCGUCCUGCUCCGAGGACACCAUCCCUUCACAAGGUUCAGAUUACGACUGCUACUCUGUAAAUGGAGACACCGAAGGCCCGGAUGGACAGGCAGAGUUUGACAAGUCUUCUACAAUUCCUCGCCAUUCCAACAUUGCCCAGAACUACAGGCGCAUGAUACAGACCAAAAGGCCAGCCAGUACAGCUGGUCUGCCCAGUGGGGUCCUUGGUCCAGGAGUUCAUGGGAUACCAGGACAGCCAGGUGGAGCUGGUGGAGGAGGAGGAUCAGGGACUCCAGGCACCGCUACUAUCCGUCGAACCCCAUCAACCAAACCGGGGGUGCGGCGUACACUGUCCAGUGCGGGGCCCAUCCCUAUCCGACCUCCCAUUGUGCCUGUCAAAACACCCACUGUUCCCGCAGACUCACACUCACCUGGUGCAGGUGGCUAUGCGGGGGGAGGGCAAGCAGGCGGCGUCCCCGUCAGAGUGGGAAGUGAAGAGUGUGUGUUCUUCACCGGAGCCGAGGACGGCCAAGGAGGGCUCGAUUAUGUGAAGGCAUCACCGAAGCGCCUCAGCCUGCCCAACACCGCCUGGGGCUCUGGGGCAGCGCUGGAGGUCUACGCCCAGCAGCACUGCAUGGCGUCGGGUUCAGCAGCCGGAUCAGAGGAGGAGCAGAUGAUCGCGGCCAACCGGCACAGUUUGGUGGAGAAGAUCGGCGAGUUGGUAGCGAGCGCGCACGCCCUUGGUGAGGGUCAGUUCCCUUUCCCCGCUCUCCCAGAUGACCCGACCCCAAUGCCAGGUGGCCUGAGCGAAACUCAGACGGAAGGGGCUGAGGGGUCCGGCGACAUGCUGACCACGAUCAGGAGAGGAGUUCGCCUUCGCAAAACGGUCUCCAACGAUCGCUCGGCUCCCCGUAUAUUGUGAUCAGCAGAGAAAUGCGAAGGGUUGUCAGUCGAUAGGUCAAAUGUUGGUGUGGUAGUACCCAACCACCUAGUGAGUACACGAAAACAUAACCAUGUUGGAAAAGCUAUAUCAUAACAGAGGAUGAAUAAAGUCGAAAAAAAAUCCAUGCAGAAAAUGUUAAGACACCUUUAGAGUAAAUGAUAUACAGUCUAAUAUAACGAUAACAUAAGUAAUCAUAACCGAUGCUGACGAGUACAAGUGAAAUACUUCAUGUUGACCUAGCAGGCCGCUAUAACUAUUGUGUGUUGGACGCAUGUUUGUCUUCUAUACACCGUCAGACAGGGACGGAGUGACUCAUAGGAAAAGUGAUUUUGAAAAUAAAUGGAGGCAAAGAAAGAAGAGCGCUGGGUUCUGUUCUGUUUACCACCGAACCCGUCUCCCUGUCCUGUUGUCCGACUAACCCAGCUGACCGAUCCAACUUUAAAGACAGACUGAAGGGGGCUGAUGAGAACCAGAGAGAGACAGAGAGGUGGGGUACUCAGAUCGCCUUGUGACCGGCUUCAACUGAAGCCAGGUCGUCUUGGCAACGACGUGCUGUGCCGAAAAGGCCAUCGAACUGCUUGGCAAGAGUACGGGGAGCUAACAAACCAGAGGGCCACUCUGGUUCACGAUGAUGUAAAAAAAAAAAAAAAAAAAACGUUGGCAUUGAGCCGUACUUGUUGCCCUUCCCCUCUCUCUCUCUUUCUGCGUACAUUCGUAUGCUUCUCGGAAAAUGUAAAAAUGGAGCGUGUGGGUAUAUGUGGUUGAUUAUGUGUGUGUGUGCGUGUGUGAGAGAGGGGGUGGGUAGAGCUCUGCUGCGGGACAGCCGGUUACCCAACGAGGGCAGGGCUUUUUUCUUUUCUUUUUUUCUUUUUCUCCUGUGUCGUGUGCGUAUUUUCUCGUUUAUAUCGUGACGUCGUUUACCUUGUUACCACUGUACGGGGAGUUCCGAGACCUAUUCCAGGCCUAUAGAUAUAUUCAUAUAUAUUUUCUAGAAGCAGAGAGAAAAAAAAAAAAAAAAAAAAAGUGAAAUCAGAAAUGGAGCAAUAAAUGUGUUUUAUUUUCUUGUUUCGAGGAAGCGAUUGGAUUUGGAGGAUUGCAGAUUCUCCUUUGUCCCAUUCAGGCAAUCAUCAGGAAUGCUAAAUUACACAUCGACUGUGAAUUCAUGCGUUUUUCAUGCGCCUCUCUCUCUUUCUCUCUCUCUCUGUCCCAGUUUCUUUCUAUUAAAUGAAGUGGAUUACAAAAAAUUUGAAAAAAUAAAAACUGUAAGCACUUUGAUGAGAGUAGAGUCUGUACAAUAGCCAGUAGAUGUUGCUGUAGUCAUGCUGUAUGUGUGGAGGAGUGAUGGAGUGGUAAGAGGAGUGAAAGCAAUGACUGUGUCCUAAGGAGAUGAUUUAAUACAUUAAAGUAGAAGAAGGCAGAGAGAGGUAAAGAGGAUGUGAAGAGGACUGCUAGCACUGGAGUGAUUGGUUAAAUGAGAAAAUGUAUGAAUAUUUUCUUAAGACGGAUCAGGUUUUAAGGCGGGAGGCGGGAUGGGAAUGACAUUGAAGAGUUUGCCUGAACGUGUAUUUUAAGGAUCGAAGACAUACUGUGGGAAAAAGUACAAUGUUUUGCUGAGUGAGAUGAUUUUUUUUCUUGGAAAUAUGUUUCUAGGCCUAAAACAUCCAGAUGAGAUUUUUUUUAAAUCAGUUUAGUUUUUUUUGUCUUUUACCUUAAAACUAGAUGUAAAUCUUUUAAAAUGGAAAAAUACCUUUCGAAACUGUAAAGCACAUCGAGUGGAACAAUUAAAGCACCAUCUCAGGAAAGGCACAUCACUUUAUGUUUUUUCAUUUGAGUGCAAGUAAAAAAGAAACAGCCAAACUUGAUUGUAAUUGGGUGGAAAUAAAACCUGGAAAAAGCUAAACAUUCAAAAUUCAGUUGAUCUCAUGAUAUUGACACCAUAGAGAAGCUGCAGGACCUGAUCUCCAGAAUGCUGAAGGUUUUCCAUGAGCUCAUAAACACAACACAAAAAUAUCAGCUCAUUUGUGGGAAACUGUAUAUAUAUUUUUUAAUAGUGAAUGAAACACUUAAGCUUUCAACCAGCCCUAUCUUAAAACAGAACCUGGUUCCUCAAUGCUAAACACUGCAGUGUAAUUACACAAUAACUCUUAAAAAUGUCGUACUUCUGUCUGAAGUAAGGACGAACCUCUAAUUAUUCACACCCUUGGCAGAUUCAGACUUCACAUUAGUUUCAUUUAACCAAAGAGUUUGUUUCUGAUAGAAAGUUAGACAGAAAUGUCUCAAAAGAUAACAGUUUUGUAUAAUUAAAUAUAUUUACAUUUAUUAAAAAAAAGUGAUAUGAUUACCAUGUAGAAAGAUAUUCAACAUGGACACUGUUAUAGACACAAAUGCAUCAAAUGUCUAUGGCAUUAGAGCUCUCUUCUAAACAUAUUAGCCAUAGUGUUAUUUGUUAGUUGGUACUUUGGGACAGGUAUAUCACCAAAUUAAAUGGAAAAGCAAUCUUUUAAAAUUAACUUUUGUUCUCACUGGAAGUAAUAUUAACAUUUUAUUGUGGCCCUGCCAGAGUUCCAACUUGAAUCUGAUAUAUAUUCUGUGGAGGGAGCAAAAGAUUAGGGUGAUGGUCAAGAGGCCUUCCAAUAUCAAGCACUUGAAUCUCAUUUCCAAGGAUAAAUUGUUAAUGUACAAUUGGAAGCGUGAAGAAAGCUGGUCAGCAGUCAUAAAAAUGGUUGGACUUCUGUAAUGUUUUUUUUUUCCCCCACUGGCAAUAAGAGUAUGAAUAUUUUUUACUAUGUCAUUUUUCAAUAAAAUAUAUAAAAAUAGAUUAGAUAUUCAAAAAUGAUACUUCUUUCACAUUGUUUUAUCUUUUCAGACACCUGUAAACAGUGGUGGGUACACUUACGCUAAUGCGCUAAUAACAACAAUUGUUUUUUUGUUUAGCACUUCAGCUAACUUUGAAAACAUUUAUCGCAUUUAGUUUCCCCUAAGCUGUUUUUUAAAAUUAAAUUGGUGCUCCAGGGUUGUAGUCUGUCAAAGACUGAUGUCAUUUGAAUUGAAGUUAGCACGUUAGCAUUAGCCUCUGCUACUGUGUUGGUGUAGUGAGUGCUGUAGUCUUAGCAGAACUACAGGUUAUGAUUAGCGCUUAGGGUUAGUGCUCCUAGCUUUUUAGAUAGCCAUGCUCACAACUGCCUGCUAAAUUUCCUAUCAGAAGAAAACUUUUGAUUAAAUGAAA